AUGACUCUCAAGCGCAAAAGGUCCGAGACGGAGCUCUCUUUCAGCUCAGCCCUCUCAUCGCCGCCUCGGCCUGGCAGUAGCAAGUUCAAUUUUGGCGAAAUGGCGACUUCUCCACGACCUUCGGCACCCUCCCAUCUGCCCAGCCGCACCAUGAAGCGCUUUCGCGACAACCGUCCGUCGGAUGCGGAAGUGCACCAGCAUACCCUACAACUUUUGUACUCGGCCCAGCAGCAACAAAAUUCAGUUCAGACGCAGCUACGGCCACAACCCGAAACCCCGAGCUCUACCGUUCGGCCGGAACGACACUCCCCAAGCGAUCAUCAGCAGCGGUCGCUGCACAGCUUCUGGAACAUGUCUGUUUCCGCUUCAAACGCCGGCACCCCUUUGCUGGCUUCUUGUUCACCUCUGGCACCUCGGAACAUUCCGGAGGGGUGCGAGGACUGCGGAGCUGCGCUAGGCAACAGUCACGCGAACGGCGAUGGCAUUACCAUGGAAGUCGACGGAUGUGAGGAGCACAGCUGCGGCGCCUGUGGGAAAAUUAUUUGCUUCAGCUGCUCCAUUAGUAACUUGGGGGAGAAUCGACGCUGUCUAGCUUGUGCUCAGCGGCGAGUAUGGCUUGGAGGCACUAGAUGGGCAACAAGAGUUCAUGUUUGCUAG
Molecule: messenger RNA, 657 nt
Organism: Lasiosphaeria miniovina
Lineage: Eukaryota; Fungi; Ascomycota; Sordariomycetes; Sordariales; Lasiosphaeriaceae
Exons: 2
Coding region: 1-657 (218 amino acids)
Source: RefSeq, a predicted model, not a curated record